Messenger RNA from Xenopus laevis (African clawed frog), 2295 nucleotides. It is a transcript of the gene timp2.L, whose product is annotated as TIMP metallopeptidase inhibitor 2 L homeolog. NCBI's taxonomy places the organism in Eukaryota, Metazoa, Chordata, Amphibia, Anura, Pipidae. The record is from RefSeq and is marked provisional. Gene Ontology annotation, biological process: response to cytokine; response to hormone; negative regulation of membrane protein ectodomain proteolysis. Gene Ontology annotation, molecular function: protease binding; metalloendopeptidase inhibitor activity; peptidase inhibitor activity. Gene Ontology annotation, cellular component: extracellular matrix; extracellular region.
CACACAGGCAAGCUCACAGAAGAGACGUACUUUGGAACAUUAGCUAAUCCGAGCUAGCGGUUUGCAGCACAUUGACAUUCCAACACCAACGCUAGCUGUGCAAACGCCUUGGAAAAUGCUGGCAGCUCCAGUUCCCAGCCUUCUGCUCCCUCUUGCUAUGCUUGUGUUGAUAUGGCCAUCACAGAAGCUUUCUGAAGCCUGCAGUUGCUCACCAGUGCACCCUCAACAGGCCUUCUGUAACGCAGACAUAGUUAUUCGAGCCAAAGCCGUUACUGGAAAAGAGGUGGAAAGUGGGAAUGAUGUCUAUGGUAAUCCCAUCAAAAGGAUCCAAUAUGAGAUCAAACAAAUUAAGAUGUUUAAGGGACCCGAUAAGGAUAUAGAAUUCAUCUACACGGCUCCAUCUUCAGCAGUUUGUGGGGUGACACUGGAGAUCGCUGGAAAAAAGGAGUAUCUGAUUGCAGGUAAAGCCGAUGGUGAUGGAAAGAUGCACAUUACUCUUUGUGACUUCAUUGAGCCAUGGGAUUCUCUUACCCCAACUCAGAAGAAGAGUCUCAAUCAGCGAUAUGAAAUGGGCUGCGAGUGUAAGAUAUCCCGUUGCCCCUCCAUUCCCUGCCUUGUCUCUUCUCAGGAUGAGUGUCUCUGGACAGACUGGGUGACUGAGAAGAACAUAAACGGACGACAGGCAAAACACUAUGCUUGUAUAAAACGCACUGAUGGCUCCUGUUCCUGGUAUCGGGGGAUGGCACCUCCAAAGCAGGAGUUCCUUGACAUUGAGGACCCCUAAAUCCAAGUUUCCCAAAUCCCAGACAUAAGUUCUGAGGGGCCAGCCCAGAAGGAAAGGAUCCCAACACGUUUGUAUGGUCCUGAAUGGACGUCAUAUCCUGCAAAUGUUGUGGCUGGAAGGAAAAAGUGACAUUGUAAGCCACAUUGGGCCAAAAGUUUAACCCCUUCAGUGCUGGGCCAUUUGCAAGCAUUGAACGGAUUAAAUUGUUCAAAGAUGUAUGCAGACCUGCCCCAACCGGCCCUCUGCUUAAAAUUCUCUCAUUUAGCUUCUGUUUAGACUUCCAAAAAGCCCUAUUUGUAAGUAUCUCCCUUUAAUCUGUGUAGCUGGUCUACAGCCCCCCUCUCUUACUAAUAUGGGUUCCAUUGUAAUCUUUCUUCGCAUUUAGUCUGUUUGUAUUUGUUGAAGCUAUUCAUUCCUUGUGUGGUAGGGAGAGUGAAGUUUCAUUCCUAUCACCCUAACGCAGGAGUUUCAUUUUCUCUUCCGCAUUCUCUAAUUAGAAUGUGUAUUUAAAUUACGUAUCUUAAUUAUUGUAUGGUUCUCUCCAGCAAUGGUUUUUACAUAGUUAUCCCAGCUAGCUGCCAGCAAAUUAUUUUUGAGAUACUUUCCAUGCAGGGCUUUUUUUUUUUUUAUAGCCAGAAAGAGACAAAAAAAAAAAAGUAGUUUUUAGAACCACCAAUGGAUGCUAGCCUUUAAGGGAUCCUGUUUGAAAACCACUGCUAUAAAAAUUAUAUUUAUCAGCUUAACGCUCUAGUCAUGGAGUUGAGAAUACCUAUCCUUAUAACUGUUGCUUUCAAUCUUUGUUUGUUUUUCGAACACAACCCAUCAUAUAAUUUUAUAAGCGCGGGUCCUGAAUUGCAGCAUAGUAAGCAGUGACAGUUGCCUAGUGCUAUCUCUGUACAAAGAUAUGUAGGGUGCCCACAUUUCUACCAGAAUAAGUUCUAAUUCUUUCAAAUAAAUUCAAAGUUACAUUUCAAAAACAACCCUCUACAGACGUACACUCAACUCCUGGCUAUACGCAAUGCAGAACCCAUAAAUCCUUGUAUAGGUUGCUGGUAUCACCUAUAAGAGCAGCUCAGUAACGUAUAACUUACUCCUGAUUUUAGCCUUGAUUAGUCCAUGAUGUACUUUACUCUUUACUUAUACAUAGCUUGUACUUUAAGCUGCAUAACAGUCGCACCAACACCCAUAAUGCAACCAUUAACAACAGCAUGCACAAAGGUGUAUACCACUCAACAUCCUUGUGCCAACAAAAUGCUGUAAUUCACAAUACUGCUACUUGUAGAGUCCUUGCUUGGUAAGUAUAAACUGUGCAUUUAUCUGCUGCAAGUAUUAAUUUAAAGCUUAGACUUUUUUUUACAGCAUAAACCUAAAUAUUACUAUAACUCGCAGACAGUGGAAGGAAACUGCAUGCUCUGCUAUUUGCACAUCUUCAGGUGUUUGAUGAUUAAAAGCUCUGUACAGUAUGUGAAAGGUUUCAUCUAUGGCAUUAAAUGAUUAUUAUCUGCCACAAA